UCUCCACAGUGGAUGUGCAGGCAGAGAACAAUGGGUAGAGCAGGGAAGGAGCAUCCAGCUGCCUGCUUGGCUGCAGCCGUUUUGCUGAUGUGUUCUUUAGCGCCGCCUGCGGACUGCCUCGGCCUGAGGAAGUCGCUCAGACGAGUGGCGACGAGCGAAGCUGGGGUCCGAGAAGGAAAGAUUGUGUUUGGGGAUGUUUUUAAGGUCUUAGCUGGAACCGGAAAAACCUCUUCAAAUGCUUCAGUGGAUGACGAGGCCGAUUAUCAGGCGGACUUCGCAGGCUGGUCCAAGCACACGGACAUGGAUGAACCUUCCCAGGAGAAAUGGAACAGCUUGGCUACCUCUCUCCAUUGUUUUGGCGACCACAUGAAGUUCAGAUCGCUUGGCCCAGAGGCUUCACACCUUUCAGUGAUGCAAGCAAAAGAGCACCCGGUGCCUCUGUCCAUGCUCCCUCCAAGAUGUGGCUACAGAAUUCAUGUGAACACCAUGCUGUUGAUCAUGAUUGUCCCAUACCAUGGCUGCCACAUGCUUCAGCAGGGUGGAAACUACGUGCUGCCUCUACUCUGGCAAGACCAUCCACUGUCCCUGACAUGUCCUAAAUGGCCCCAGGUUCCGCAGGCGCCCCAGGUUCCGCAGGCGCCCCAGGUUCCGCAGGCGCCCCAGGUUCCGCAGGCGCCCCAGGUUCCGCAGGCGCCCCAGGUUCCGCAGGCGCCCCAGGUUCCGCAGGCGCCCCAGGUUCCGCAGGCGCCCCAGGUUCCGCAGGCGCCCCAGGUUCCGCAGGCGCCCCAGGUUCCGCAGGCGCCCCAGGUUCCGCAGGCGCCCCAGGUUCCGCAGGCGCCCCAGGUUCCGCAGGCGCCCCAGGUUCCGCAGGCGCCCCAGGUUCCGCAGGCGCCCCAGGUUCCGCAGGCGCCCCAGGUUCCGCAGGCGCCCCAGGUUCCGCAGGCGCCCCAGGUUCCGCAGGCGCCCUACUUUGACUUUUAUUCUCAUCUUUUCCCUUCCCUGACUGAAGCUGCACCACAAUAUAAACUCCCCUUAUACCCAUACCCACCUCAAACAACUGCCCCACCUCCAACUAAAGCACCAAUUCCCCUUCCUCCGUAUUUUCCCUUGCAGAACUGGCAGCAGUUUCCAGAACUCCCACCCUUCUUGCCUUACCCAACUGAAAAAUAUCCAGUGGCUCCAACUUCAAGACCAAAGAUGACCCCUAUUCCCUACACCACUACAGCUUCUCCUGCUACACAGGAAAGCCAAGACUUUUUUAACUACUAUUCUUACGAACUUCCUUAUCAAUCUCCAGCAGCGUCUCCUACUUCAGAGCCUAAAGUCCCUUAUCCCCAGAUUCCUUUUGACCCAUAUUUCCCUUGGCAACAGUGGCCUCAAUUUCCAGUAUUUCCUCCCACCUGUCACUACCCUCCUGGAAAAUGUCCCAAGGUAGCCAUGACUCCUCGGUCUCCUGCACAGUGGUACCCUAUGGACUACCCGCCACUAAUUCCAAAUCAGGAAAGCUUUGAACAAAUGUUUUAUCCUCGACAUGGCUAAAAUAAACAUUUGAACUGCAAA
Molecule: messenger RNA, 1560 nt
Organism: Fundulus heteroclitus (mummichog)
Lineage: Eukaryota; Metazoa; Chordata; Actinopteri; Cyprinodontiformes; Fundulidae
Product: protein PELPK1
Exons: 6
Coding region: 13-1539 (508 amino acids)
Source: RefSeq, a predicted model, not a curated record